AUGGAGAACUAUUUCCGUCCGUCUCGAGCUGAGGAUGUCGCUCGCUUCGAAAGCCGCUUCUGUCGUGUUAAGGCCGCGAUGUGGGUGCUCUUUGUCUUCGAACUAUUCUCAAUGAUCUUCACCCUGGCUUGCAGCAUUCACAGCGGCACACUUGUAAAUUGGGUCUCUUUCGGUGUUAAGCUCAUUUCCAUCGGCCUGAUGAUUGGUGCCCUUCUGGAGAAUCUCGUUGCGGCCCGUGCACUCUUUGUUUACGAGCUUUUCUAUAAUGUGCUGGCAGUUCCCUAUUUUACUUGGAUAACUUUGUGCUACAAUGAAGUUUUGGGUGCUUGCAAGAAUCUGCCAUACUAUAUUUCAAAAGAGUAUCGGGUCGGCACUGGUAUGGCUGUUGGCUUGGUCUUCUACAUUCUCAUCACCGCAUUGAUCAUCUGGGUGUUCUGGAUUUAUAGCAACUACCUGAAAGUUAAGUCUACCCAAACGGAAGUCGGCUUUGAUGAUACAUUCACACACAAGCAUGAGAAAGCCAUUGAAAUGUUGGAGCCACUGAAACAU
Messenger RNA from Mesorhabditis belari, 549 nucleotides. The record is from the annotation of a GenBank genome assembly. NCBI's taxonomy places the organism in Eukaryota, Metazoa, Nematoda, Chromadorea, Rhabditida, Rhabditidae.